Molecule: messenger RNA, 3683 nt
Organism: Grus americana (Whooping crane)
Lineage: Eukaryota; Metazoa; Chordata; Aves; Gruiformes; Gruidae
Product: lipoamide acyltransferase component of branched-chain alpha-keto acid dehydrogenase complex, mitochondrial-like
Exons: 23
Coding region: 623-3427 (934 amino acids)
Cellular component (GO): cytoplasm; mitochondrion
Molecular function (GO): lipoic acid binding; protein binding; acetyltransferase activity
Source: RefSeq, a predicted model, not a curated record
GGGCCACGCUAGGCCGGAGCGGUGACAAACGCGGCACCCUGCAGGCCGCGACCAAGCGGCAGCUGGGACGGCAGCCCCGCGGGUACCGCUCUGUCCCGCAGCGCCCUGUGCCGCCGGAGAAGAGCGGCCGGACUCCUGCCGUCAUGUUUUCAAACGAGUAGUUUUCCCCUGUAGCGGGAUCGCUAAAAGAAGCACGGAGACGUACGCGUGUCGGUCUGGCUGUCACACUCAGAGUUUAUUACAGGUGUACGGGGAAAGGCCGGGCCCUUCGCGCUCCCCUUCACUUCGGCCAGGGGAAACCGCACUCCUUCCACCGCCGCCGCUAGCGGCUUUGCUACGGGAACCCUCAGGAGGCGCUGGGGCAGGUGACGCCCUCCUGUUACUUCCCAUGGGCAUGUGACGGCUCCGAGACGCCGCCUGCGCUCGCCUGGCAGCGGCCAGGACUAGCCGGCUACUCCUGCUGCCGCCCCGCGCUCCCGGCCCCCUCCGCCGCCGCCCUCCCUGGCCCGUGCCCAGGGUGGCCGCCCGCCGCCUGGUUGGCUGCGGUUGGCGUGGCUGCCCUCCGGUUGGCUGGUCGGUGGGAGGUGUGCGGGGCGUGGGGGCUGCCUCUUCCCGAAGUAAGAUGGCGGCCGUGACCGCUCUGAGGAGCAGCUGUCGAGCUGCGGGGCGCCUGGUUUGCAUUCACCGUGUUAGAUCGUGCAGCAGCAUUCGCUUUAUAAAAUCAAAAUAUGUGUGCGUGUUUGACAAAUCUACCCUCAAGUUUAGUCAUCAACAACGAUUAUUCAGAACAUCUGCUGUUUCGUGUGGCCAAAUUGUCCAGUUUAAGCUUUCUGACAUUGGAGAAGGGAUUACAGAGGUGACUGUAAAAGAAUGGUAUAUAAAAGAAGGCGAUAGCGUGUCUCAGUUUGAUAGCAUCUGUGAAGUACAAAGUGAUAAAGCCUCCGUUACUAUUACUAGUCGUUAUGAUGGCAUCAUUAGAAAACUCCAUUACAAUUUAGAUGAAAUUGCUUAUGUUGGAAAACCAUUAGUGGACAUUGAAAUCGAUGCUUCAAAAGGUCUUGCCCCAGAGGAAGAUGUUGUUGAAACACCUCCUAUGUCUCAUGAAGAGCACACUCACCAAGAGAUAAAAGGUCACAAAACAUUAGCAACCCCUGCAGUUCGUCGUCUUGCCAUGGAGAACAAUAUUAAAUUGAGUGAAGUUGUUGGAACAGGGAAAGAUAACAGAAUCCUUAAAGAAGACAUACUCAAUUACUUGGCCAAACAAACAGGAGCUAUUUUACCUCCAUCACCAAAGGCUGAAAUUAUCCCACCUUUGCCAAAAUCAGAGACUGUACCAGCUGCUCCAAAGGACAAAGCACGUAAAGUUCCUGUACCUGUUUCUAGACCUAUUGUGUUUUCAGGAAAAGAUAAAACUGAACCUAUAACAGGUUUUCACAAGGCAAUGGUAAAGACUAUGAGUGCAGCCCUGAAGAUACCCCACUUUGGUUAUUGUGAUGAGAUUGAUUUGACUCAGCUUGUUCAGUUGCGAGAAGAGCUGAAACCUCUAGCACAAAUUCGUGGAAUUAAGCUUUCCUUUAUGCCUUUCUUCAUAAAGGCAGCCUCUCUGGGAUUAUUGCAGUAUCCCAUUCUUAAUGCUUCUUUGGAUGAAAGCUGUCAAAAUGUCACAUAUAAGGCUUCGCACAACAUUGGAGUUGCUAUGGACACAGAGCAAGGUUUAAUUGUUCCAAAUGUGAAAAAUGUUCAAGUCUGUAGUGUGUUUGAGAUUGCUUCUGAAUUAAAUCGCCUACAGUCCUUGGGUUCUGCAGGCCAACUGGGAACAAGUGACCUCACUGGGGGAACAUUCACCCUUUCAAAUAUUGGCACAAUUGGUGGCACUUACACCAAACCAGUGAUACUACCUCCUGAAGUAGCUAUUGGAGCACUUGGAAAGAUACAGGUUCUUCCUCGGUUUAAUGGAAAAGGUGAAGUAUUUAAAGCACAGAUAAUGAAUAAAGCAUCUGUCUGUUUAAAAAAAAGAAAAAAAAAAAGGAGGAUCUCAUUUAUUAUUCUGUCAUUAGAUAGAUCAAAAACUGCCUUUACAGGAGCAUUCUCCAGAAUUGUAGACCAAAGUUGUCUAUUGUUAUUUAGCUGCGAAGAUGUGAGAUGCAAGCUACCAGAGGUAGAAUCUCUGCUAUCCUUGAUGCUGAGACUGAGCAAGAGGAAAGCUGAACCUAGUGUACUCAAGACUACCAAAAGACCACAGCCUAAUGGCUACUUUCCUACAAGUGUAUUGUUAUGGGCUACAAGAAGAUUCAGAGAGAGAUCUGAAGAAUUUAAAAAACCUUUUCUUAAAGCUGAUACAUGCGCUGAUGCAUUGAGCCUGAAAUUCAGUCAGAUUCUUGUGACUGAAUCUGAACAUGUAAGGAUCAUGACUGAAACUGCAGUUUGCGUUGGAACAUUCACUGCUGUGAAGGCACUUUGGGAAGUGAGAAUACACAAGAUAAAUGAAGAAUUACAGAAAGAAAAGGAAUUCAGACAGAGGUCUGCAGGAAGGCUACUACUUGUCUGGGAGGAGAGAGCUGCUUUAGCAAAGCUCAAAGAAAAAGUUAUUAAUGAAGAAGGAAGAGCAAUUUUAAGGAUAGAGGAAGAAGAAUGGAAGACACUACCUUCGUGCUUAUUGAAACUAGUUCAUCUCCAGGAAUGGCAGCUUCAUAGAACUAGUUUGCAGAAAAUUCCUCAGUUCAUUGGAAGAUUUCGCAAUCUUCUUGUUCUGGAUCUAUCCCGGAACUCAAUUGAAAGUAUACCUAAAGAAAUUGGCCAGCUGACUAGCCUCCAAGAGCUGCUUCUCAGUUACAAUAGAAUAAAGUCUGUUCCUAUGGAAAUAAGUAACUGCGUCAGUCUGGAAAGAUUGGAACUGGCUGUCAACAGGAGUAUCUGUGAUCUUCCUCUUCAGCUCAGUGAUUUAAAGAAGCUUUCACACAUAGAUUUGUGCAUGAAUCAGUUUACUACCAUCCCUUCAGCUCUUCUCAACAUGCCAAAUCUAGAAUGGCUAGAUAUGGGGGGAAAUAAACUCCAGGAGCUUCCUGAUGCAAUUGACAGAAUGGGAAAUCUCCACACUUUAUGGCUCCAAAGGAAUGAGAUAAGCUCUUUGCCAGAAACCAUUGGUAAUAUGAAAAAUCUUAGUACUCUUGUUCUUAGCAACAACAAACUUAAGGAUAUUCCAGCUUGUAUGAAGGACAUGACAAAUCUGAGAUUUGUCAACUUCAGAGACAACCCACUGGAGUUAGAGGUAACACUCCCUCCAUGUGAGAAUACAGAAGAGGAGGAGCAACAGGAAAUGUUUGGCAUUGAAUUCAUGCACAUGUAUAUCCAGGAGUCACUCAAGAAAACAGGAAAUCUGGAAAGUUGUACUUCUGGUCCUUCUCCUAUCAUAAAUGCUGAUGAAUAAAGAAUGUAACCAUGAAUGGAAGAAAAUAUCAAGUAUACUUCCUAACAAAGAGGCAUACAACAGGUUUCAGAUAUUCUUAGGGAUUUUAUUUUUCCACUGAUGAGAACUGGUUUGCAUAUUUGUAAUUCUCAGUGAAACUGGGAAAUAUAAGACCUUUUCCUGAGUAUAGGAAAGACUAAACCAGGGUUUUUUUCCACAAGCAAUUAAUUAGCUUUUUAAAAAAUCCAGAUAUGUUUUAUAGGGUUUUUUCUCCUAC